Messenger RNA from Archocentrus centrarchus (flier cichlid), 2841 nucleotides. It is a transcript of the gene dnaaf3l, whose product is annotated as dynein axonemal assembly factor 3 like. The record is from RefSeq and is a predicted model, not a curated record. The coding region runs from base 63 to 1406 and encodes 447 amino acids. Gene Ontology annotation, biological process: motile cilium assembly; axonemal dynein complex assembly. The transcript has 12 exons. Lineage: Eukaryota; Metazoa; Chordata; Actinopteri; Cichliformes; Cichlidae.
CAGAACCCACACUAACUUCCUGCUGCAUACUUCUUUUGGUUGUGGUCACAGAGGCAGUAAGUAUGAGUGCUGGCCGGGCAGCUGAGGGCGCAGGCUGCAUCACUUGGUGGGGCUUCAGUCCUGCGCGUGACCUGCUCCACAUCGGCCCUGAGAGAUGUGAAGGAGACAUCAAUGUUUUACUGGUGGGCAGUGGAGAUCCACGACAUCUUUUGAAGACCUUUGCCAGUUUGCAAGACAAACAAAGUGUCCAUAUAUGGGUGAUAGAAAACAGCAUGGAGGUGGUUGCUAGACAGCUGCUGCUUCUCUACCUGGCACUGAUUCCCCAGGGCAGCAUGGGAAUUAAUGAGAAGACCGAAGUUUUUCUAGAGGUGUUUGGGAACAGUGAAAUCCGCAGUCAGACAGAGGAAGUACUGCAACGUGUAGCAUCACAACUCUCUCUCUCUGUUACCGAAACACUGGAGACAGCCGUGCAUGCCUGUCUGAACACAACUCUCCUUAAGUUUAAGGAGCGAGAUGAACUAGCCAGGAUAUUCAAGUCAUGGAUCCAAACUCGGUCUUCAUCAUCAGAGCAUCUUACGCCUAUCAUGUCCAAAGCAUGGGAUUAUCGAGUCAGGCAGCAUCUUGGGACACGCUAUGACUCUAAGAAGGGCUGCUUUGACUGGGAUCUUACAAUGAAGCUUCAUGAGAAAGGGUGUGGCAUCAUCAACAGACAGCAGUACAUGCGAUGGAGGGAACAGGGACUGGCAUUCGAAAUGAGAGAAGGCGUCUACCAAAUAACCAAUCCCAGUUUGCUGUCUUCAAGAGUGUUUAGUCAAAAAGGAGAUAAAGUGGCCAUCAUGGGCUACUGGGGAGACAUUGUUUCUAGUCCUUAUCUGUCCUUUGGUAUUGAAACUGAUGACAAGAGUCUGCUGAAGACACAGAAUGGGCAACACAUCAAGACUGCUCAGGAUAUCUCCUUUGCAAAUGUGCAGGGAUUGUUCCAGUCCCUGUCCAGCAGACGGGGCUGCCCUACUACUUCUCAGCCAUACACAGAUGCAGAGGAGGACACAUCCAUACGGGCUAUCACCAUUAAUGACUUGAUGCAUUUAAAUGGGAUCUCUGUCACCUUCUUACCGUUGGACUCACUUCACAAACUGCCAGAAAAACAGAAAUACUCCCAAUUCUUCAACACCAUUUACUUCUCUGCCAGCUGCGUGCACCAGUUGGGCCCGAUGACGAGACAGAUUGCAGCACCAGACGCUGUGCUUGUUGUGGAGCUGGCCAAGUACAUUUUGGAUCUGAAUAAAGAACAAGAAGCAGGCUUUGCAGAGAAAGUGGAAAGCAUUGCUCGUGAGGCUGGAUUUGAACCUUGGCACGAGGGGACCGGGGAUGACGUCCACGCUGUUUUCAAACACCAGAAGAAAUAGAAGAGGUUGCAUUGUGGCGAAGCUGUUCACCCUGCUCUCGCUGUCAGCAGCUUUACCUUCACAACAUGCGAGAGACACUUAAAAUAAUAGAGCCAUACAACAGCGAUAUUUCACAUCUUGUUUAUCAGCAGUUUUCAAGCCAACUAGGAGCAGCUGUCAGAGGCUGCAGACAAUAAUUUAUAUUUGCUCGGUAGCAGCCCUGAAUUAAUAAUAGGAUUUCAUUUCCAGUUUAAAUGACACAGACAGCAAUUCAAAUAUAUUUAUACAUGCAUUUUAAUACCUACAGAUAUGAAGAUAAGUUGUAUUUAAAUAAAUCCCACAAAAAAAAAAAAAACAUUACUUGGCCACUGCAAAGUUUUUGCAAGCUUGUUCAGAAACUAGUGAACUAUCUUCUUGUUUGUUUAUGCUUGCUGUGUGUGUGAGGUCACUUCCAGCGUCCUCCAACCUUCCCCUUGCCGUGUCCUUUUUUGCUGCAAUAAGACAAGAUUAAAAGCAGAUUGUAAACAGUAGUUCACUAAAGACCAGCAAAGUGCUAUUUCCUCUUUUUUCUCAUCAUUUUAUGUAAAUAUAUGUGAAUGUAUGUCCUGUUCAUGAAGUGGCAAGUGCUUAGGUUGCCAUGUUUCCUGUACACAUGUCACUGUGGCCAGCGACCUAUGAAAUCUUUGCAUAGUCAAAUACGUGCAAAGAUUUCAUCUAUCGACAACCCUUCACUUAUCUCUCUUGUUGUAGAUCGAGACAAGCAGUCUGACUCACAAUUUCUGAGCAUGUUGGAUCCUAUUCAGGAGGACAUUGAUCUGAAAAAAAAAGUGCAUCAGAUUCUCAUGUCUUUGAUUUUUAAUCGUAUAUAUAUUCGCAGCUAAAGGGCUAACCUCAUAUUUCUGCCUCUUCAUCUUCUCAGUCAGGUCAAACUUUUCUGACUCCAGAUGGUAGAUCCAUUCCCACAUCUCCUUGGCUCGCUCUCUAAAACACAAAAAGCAUUACAAAGUAUACAACUUGGGUCUACAGUGCAAAACAUUGUUUAUGGCACACAUAUCCAGCUGGCAUAUCUAUAACAUGCAGCUAUAUAAAAAUGUAAUCUACUGUAGGCAUUAACCGACCUCAGGCCAUCCUCUUUCAGGUUCUCAAUCACUAGUGGCUUUCGUCUUUCUGCCAGAGUCUUCUUUUUGAUUUCCCUUGCAGUUUGUCUUUUGCCCCGUUUCUGCUCUACCUGCAUGAAACAAAAACACAAUCAUGUAAGGCUAGGAAUGCACACAUGUUUGCAGAUUAUAGUGGCACGCCUGCCUGCAAAUUAAUCACUUGAAUCACUCUGACCUUUGCAAGGAACCCUCCAAAAUGAGCACCCAUGUUGGAGAGAACUUUCUUCUUUUUCGCCUCAUCAUCCGCCCUCUUCUUUGCCUCUUCAUCCUCUUUCCUCUGCCUCUCCUCCUGAAGUGCA